Molecule: messenger RNA, 1111 nt
Organism: Trifolium pratense (red clover)
Lineage: Eukaryota; Viridiplantae; Streptophyta; Magnoliopsida; Fabales; Fabaceae
Product: pentatricopeptide repeat-containing protein At1g12775, mitochondrial-like
Exons: 2
Coding region: 155-1111 (318 amino acids)
Molecular function (GO): protein binding
Source: RefSeq, a predicted model, not a curated record
UGCCUUGAAAUGAAAUCACAAAGUAAAGUUUGUUUUGAAACAGUCCUAACCUCCGGUAACACGCGAAAGACUCCACCGCUCUAACCUUGGUCGUUGCCGCUCCUUUCUCACACCCACGCCACGCAGCAAGGAAUUAUGAGAUUAACAAGGUCAAAUGACUUAUGCAUUUUCUAUAUUGGGAAAGAUUCUUAAGAUGGGUUAUCAGCCGAAUAUCUUAACCUUGACAACACUUAUAAAAGGCCUUUGUCUUAAAAAUGACAUUCAGAAAGCAUUGUACUUUCAUGAUGAUCUUAUCGCUAAGGGUUUUCAGCUCAACCAGGUUAGUUACGGGACAUUGAUCAAUGGCUUGUGUAAAAUGGGACAUACAACACCUGCCCUCCAACUGUUGAGACGGCUCGAAAAAGGAUCAGUAAAGCCUAAUUUGGUAAGUUACAGUACAAUCAUUGAUAGCAUGUGCAAAAAUAAGCUUGUAGAUGAUGCUUGUGAAUUAUUUUCUGAAAUGGUUAACAAGGGAAUUUUUCCAGACGUUGUCACUUAUAGUGCUCUAAUCUAUGGUUUUUGUAUUGUGAAUAAAUUAAAAGAAGCAAUUGUUUUGUUGAACGAAAUGGUAUCGAAAAACAUCAACCCAAAUGUUUAUACCUUUAAUAUAUUGAUCGAUGCGUUUUGUAAGGAGGGAAAGAUGAAAGAAGCUAAAAGUGUGUUAGCUAUGAUGAUGAAACAAGGCAUGAAACCUGAUGUAGUUACUUAUAGUACUUUAAUGGAUGGGUUCUGCCUUCGUAAUGAAGUGAGCAAGGCCAAAUAUAUAUUCAACACUAUGGUCCAAAGGGGAAUGAUGCCCAAUGUUAAGAGCUACAAUAUCAUGAUUAAUGGAUUUUGUAAGAGUAAAAUGUUGGAUGAAGCCAUCAAUCUCUUUGAAGAAAUGUAUUUAAAAAAUAUUAUUCCUAAUACAGUAACAUACAACACUCUUAUUGAUGGCUUGUGCAAAUCAGGGAGAAUUACAUAUGCUUGGGAGCUUGUAGAUGAGAUGUGUGACAGAGGUCAACAACCCGAUGUAAUCACCUACAAUUCCUUCUUGCACACUUUGUGCAAAAAUCAUGAACUUGACCACUAG